Messenger RNA from Procambarus clarkii (red swamp crayfish), 2204 nucleotides. NCBI's taxonomy places the organism in Eukaryota, Metazoa, Arthropoda, Malacostraca, Decapoda, Cambaridae. The record is from RefSeq and is a predicted model, not a curated record.
AGAGCAGUAGUCCCCAUGCCACGCAGUGACAAACAGUGCAGGAGUACCCAUGCACGGGAGUGUUGUGAGGGGGGAAGGGGUGAUGGGGCGACACUCCGCCCCACCACCAGUCACUCACCAGCCGGCACCAGCUCCCGCUGCACUCCUCUCCAGCUGUGUAUUCUAAUCACAACUACCAUGCCAUUGACGUCGUUGAUGACUGUGAUCUUGGUUGCCGAGCUGGCCGGCUUGGGUUACGCCAGAACAGUGCACGUCAACUAUUCGCCCGUGCCUGUAGCAGCAGCAGCAGGGGCAGCUGACGUAGGCCCCGGCGGCCUCGCCAGUCCUCUCUACGAUAAAGACGCCUCCCUGGGCAGCGCCCCAGAAGAGACAGCAGUAUCAGCGACAAGCAGUCCCCCGUCAUCACACAGCGAGCGGCUCCAGCACAACGCCCUCGACGACCCCUUCAACUACGACUACUCUUACGGCGAUCCUCACUACGACUACAACACCAAUGAGAGCAGACCCACUGAGGAAAAGGACAACCCACUGCUCACUCCCAGCACCCCCGAGCUGGUUCAUGUUACCGCCAGACCCACUGAGGGGAGAGGGAACCCACUGCCCACUUCCGGCACACCUCAACUAGAUGGUGACGACGACACCGUCUACACCACAACUCCUGAAAGUGACAACCCCGACGACGACGUGGCUGACGACACGGGUUUCUUUAGUGCUUUCCACUGGCUGCAGUCGCAGUGGAAAAAAGCCGAGGUGAACAUACAGCAGAUGGAGCAGCAGCUGCAGGAGAUGAAGAAGAGCGUGACGGAGUUUAUACACAUGUUUGGUGACCUGGUGGAGGAAGGAGCAGAGUACUUUAUACACAAGUUGAGGCAAACAGCCACGAAAGUUAAUAGCCAGGGGGCGCUGGUGCUGGAGAAGCUGCGCCAGAGCUUGAAGGACGGUAACAAGGAGGUGGCGGCCCUCUUCCGCCUCAUUGGCCUCAAGGUACGGGAGUGGUCACUGCGCCACCAACAGCAGGAUGAAACAGGAGGGGCAGAAGACGAGGCACAGGAGGAGGAGGAGGAGGACGUGACAGGGAAGUCAAGUGAGGCCGGGAUGGUACCCGAGCACAUGGUAUCCCAGUACCAGCGAGGCGGCGGCGGCCUGGAGCACAAGAUACCAGAGGACGCUCAUCCCCAACGUACAGUGGGGGAUAUGCCCAACCUCUUCCAGGACUCGUCUGUGAUGCAGAAGAUUGACCAACUGGUGAAGGCGGGCAUCCUAACGAGGGAGGACAUACAGGCAGUUCUAGGAGCGGUGUAGCUCUUGGUCCCCUCCAUCACCGUCCCCACCACCAGACGGGUACAGGAGUUGAUUUGCCAACUGCAUCUGUAGGUCAAAACCAGUGUUAUAAUAGGUUAAGAUUUGCAGACUUAUCGUCAAUAAAAAAUGUUGAAUAAAUAUAAAUAUAUAUUAUAUAUAUAUAUAUAUAAAACACCUUAACCACUUGGACGAAGAUUUGAGGCGUCACGUUACCCUGCAAUAAAUUCCAUUUGCAAACAAACAUUAGCUUCUUUGCAAAAGGAACCAGAUUGUCUAAUAUACUACCUUCAUAAGCUUUGGAAUUCACGCGUCCUCGAAUUUUAAGAAGACUAUUUGUGAAUAAAAAAAUGUAUAAAGAUGUAGAAUACAAAACAUGCAAGACGACGACACUGAUAAAGGACCAAUAGUGUAGCAGAGUAGUAGUAACCAAACUGAAAGUAUUAUAUUUAGACAAAAAUAACGAGAGAGAGAGAGAUUCAGGAAAGAAUUUACCAAGUUGACAGAGCUGAGGCCAAAAACAGGGCCUGAGGCACUCUGCUCCUGGUCACGUCGGUUCAGGCAAUUAUGAGGGGUCAAGCGCUAAGCUGGUAGGAUUAUAUGGUACCUGGGAAGGUCUACGCGUACGGAUCGAACAAAGAGUGCCCAACCACACUGGGACCAUCUGGGAUUGAACGCUGACCCUGCAAGAAGUGAAGUCAUCACUGAACGGUCCACGUGGAUGUACUCUCAGCAGGUAAAGAAAACUUUGCUCUCCAUGCUCCAAAUUCACCAGACUUUCCCAAUACUUAAUGAUUAAUACAACAUUUUGCAGAACGUAAAGAAUUGGCGAGAGAAUUGGGGCGUUCCAAUAUAUUUUAUUUGUUGUUAAUUAAUGAAUUCCAAUAAAUUCGCUGGUCUUACCA